CUCUCACUUCCACUGUCACCAUGGAUCUUAGAGUGCCGGUGCUGCUUCUCUUUCUGUGUGCUCUGGCCAUCAAGACCACUGAAGGUGGCAUUCCUAAGUGCUGCGUGAAGACAUCUAUGGACAUUCCCACCAAUCUGCUGAGGAAGGUAGAGAGAGCAGAGAUGCAGUUGAGCAAUGGUGUCUGUGAGAUCAACGCACUGAUACUGCAUGUGAAGGGGAAGAAGCUCUGUGCCCACCCCAAGUUAAAGAGGAAGCUGAAGAGGCUCCAGAGGAUAGGGCAGAAAAGGCAGAAGAAGCCUUAGUGCUCUGUGGAGGGAACUCGUUAAUGUGCGGCAGCUUGACUCUAAUGUAUUUUUAUACUUUUUCCUUGUUUAUUAUGAAGUGUU
Molecule: messenger RNA, 386 nt
Organism: Salvelinus sp. IW2-2015
Lineage: Eukaryota; Metazoa; Chordata; Actinopteri; Salmoniformes; Salmonidae
Gene: ccl27a
Product: chemokine (C-C motif) ligand 27a
Biological process (GO): immune response
Cellular component (GO): extracellular region
Molecular function (GO): chemokine activity
Source: RefSeq, a predicted model, not a curated record